Messenger RNA from Anopheles nili, 1023 nucleotides. RefSeq names its product retinaldehyde-binding protein 1-like. The transcript has 2 exons. Gene Ontology annotation, cellular component: membrane. The record is from RefSeq and is a predicted model, not a curated record. Gene Ontology annotation, molecular function: phosphatidylinositol bisphosphate binding. The coding region runs from base 1 to 987 and encodes 328 amino acids. Lineage: Eukaryota; Metazoa; Arthropoda; Insecta; Diptera; Culicidae.
AUGCAAAAUUCAGCGAGAAUGAAACCUUAUUCGGUCGACAAGAGCCCGGCAGCUUAUGACGAGUACAAGUUCACCCUGCCGGAGCUGUAUCGAGAGUUGGCAAAGGAAGAACUCCGAGAGGACGAUGCAGUGCGUGAGAAUGCCCUCGCCGAGAUGCGCAUAUGGAUUGUGAAAAAUCCGCACAUUCGCAAGUGCCGAACCGAUGCGAAAUUCUUGCUCCGUUUCCUGCGCUUCCGGCAGUUUUCGGUCCCGAUGGCGUGCGAGGCGCUGGAACGAUACUUGGCCAUACGUGCUCUCUACCCUAGUUUGUUCAAAAACCUGGACUGUAAUGAAACGGUUAUGAAAGAGCUCGUGGGCUACGAACCUCUGACAUACCUCGGGCAGGAUCAUACCGGUCGGGCGGUUUACCUUUAUCGCUUUGGUAUGUUUAACGGUGAGAAACAUAGCGCCCUACAGGAUGCCCGCUACAUAGUUCUAAUUCUGGAGACGAUUCUUGAGUGGGAGGAAUCUCAAAUCGGCGGUCUCCACGUUCUGCUCGAUUACGACGGGUGUACCAUGAGCAACUUUGAGAAAUGGGGUACCUCCGAUCUGAAACUCAUCAUGGAAGUCUACAGCCAAUCGUAUCCAUUGCGAUUCAGUGAAAUUCACUCGACACAGCUUCAAAAAUUUGGCAUUCCUGUAGUGGAAACGCUAGUGUCGUUCGCCAAUCCGAAACUGCGUGAAAAGAUUACGUGCUAUAAAACGGUCGCCGAAUUGGAGAAGCAUUUUGAGCCAGCUUUAAAGCCGACCGUGUAUGGUGGAGAGGCAAAUCUGGAUGAGCUUAACCGAGCCUUCCGAAAACGGAUCGAGGAACAGCGAGAGAUUACACUCGGGCUGGAUGAUAUGGAGAUCGACGUUGAGCAUUACGCAGCGGUGUGGGCUUUUGAGGAAUCAUCCCCUACAGAUGAAAUUAGUGGCGCUUUGUUUAAGCAGUUGAACAUUAUGUGAAUUGGAAGGGCCAAUAGAACUUUGAAAUUUCCAAUC